AUAACACUCUCACGCUAGUCUUAUUUUGAUGCACACAUCUCAGGAUGGGUCAUAUCGCUCUUAUUCUCAUCGGCUGUCUGAUUGUCACAAGGAGCUAUUUAACAACAGCUGAGAGUAGCACCUCUCCACCUGUGCUUACCCCAAUUACCACAUCACCUACAACAAGUAUUACAUCACCUACAACAAUUACUACAUCACCUACAACAAGUACUACAUCACCUACAACAAGUACUACAUCACCUACAACAAGUACAACAUCACCUACAACAAGUACUACAUCACCUACAACAAGUACAACAUCACCUACAACAAUUACUACAUCACCUACAACAAGUACUACAUCACCUACAACAAGUACUACAUCACUUACUAUCACAUUAAAUAGUGGAUCCACUCAUAUGAGGUCCACACAUGUGACCACACAGAGGAAUCUCACCACGCCAUUUAAUUUGACCACAACUAUGACCACUACGUCUACAACUCAAGUUCCCUUCACAUAUGGUAGCUGUGAAAAGGUGGGCAUGUGCUGCCCUGGACAUAACAACUCCUGCAACGCCCAUAAUUGUUUUUGUGAUGUAAUUUGUUUGAGACUGCAUGACUGCUGCCCUGAUUUCAAGCCCACCUGCCUUAAAGUCAAUAACAGCACCAACACCACCACACCAAGCACCUUGCCAUUGACAGGGAAUUGUUCAGCAGAACCGGCUCUUUGCUGUCCCGGUUAUAACAUCAACUGUUUCAGAGGCUGUUUUUGCGAUGAAGCGUGUAAACAACACAACGACUGCUGCCCCGACUUCAAUGGCACAUGCUGGGCUGCAAAUACAACAACAGCCCAUCCUAGCACAACUCUAACAUCAGUGCCGUCCAAUCACACAGCUCAAAUGAACACAACUGCAAAUACAGCUCAGAGUAGCACCUCUCCACCUGUGCUUACCCCAAUUACCACAUCACCUACAACAAGUACUACAUCACCUACAACAAUUACUACAUCACCUACAACAAGUACUACAUCACCUACAACAAGUACAACAUCACCUACAACAAUUACUACAUCACCUACAACAAGUACUACAUCACUUACUAUCACAUUAAAUAGUGGAUCCACGCAUAUGAGGUCCACACAUGUGACCACACAGAGGAAUCUCACCACGCCAUUUAAUUUGACCACAACUAUGACCACUACGUCUACAACUCAAGUUCCCUUCACAUAUGGAAGCUGUGAAAAGGCGGGCAUGUGCUGCCCUGGACAUAACAACUCCUGCAACGCCCAUAAUUGUUUUUGUGAUGUUAUUUGUUUGAGACUGCAUGACUGCUGCCCUGAUUUCAAGCCCACCUGCCUUAAAGUCAAUAACAGCACCAACACCACCACACCAAGCACCUUGCCAUUGACAGGGAAUUGUUCAGCAGAACCGGCUCUUUGCUGUCCCGGUUAUAACAUCAACUGUUUCAGAGGCUGUUUUUGCGAUGAAGCGUGUAAACAACACAACGACUGCUGCCCCGACUUCAAUGGCACAUGCUGGGCUGCAAAUACAACAACAGCCCAUCCUAGCACAACUCUAACAUCAGUGCCAUCCAAUCACACAGCUCAAAUGAACACAACUGCAAAUGCAGUAAAUAGUGGAUCCACGCAUAUGAGGUCCACACAUGUGACCACACAGAGGAAUCUCACCACGCCAUUUAAUUUGACCACAACUAUGACCACUACGUCUACAACUCAAGUUCCCUUCACAUAUGGAAGCUGUGAAAAGGCGGGCAUGUGCUGCCCUGGACAUAACAACUCCUGCAACGCCCAUAAUUGUUUUUGUGAUGUUAUUUGUUUGAGACUGCAUGACUGCUGCCCUGAUUUCAAGCCCACCUGCCUUAAAGUCAAUAACAGCACCAACACCACCACACCAAGCACCUUGCCAUUGACAGGGAAUUGUUCAGCAGAACCGGCUCUUUGCUGUCCCGGUUAUAACAUCAACUGUUUCAGAGGCUGUUUUUGCGAUGAAGCGUGUAAACAACACAACGACUGCUGCCCCGACUUCAAUGGCACAUGCUGGGCUGCAAAUACAACAACAGCCCAUCCUAGCACAACUCUAACAUCAGUGCCGUCCAAUCACACAGCUCAAAUGAACACAACUGCAAAUGCAGUAAAUAGUGGAUCCACGCAUAUGAGGUCCACACAUGUGACCACACAGAGGAAUCUCACCACACCAUUUAAUUUGACCACAACUAUGACCACUACGUCUACAACUCAAGUUCCCUUCACAUAUGGAAGCUGUGAAAAGGCGGGCAUGUGCUGCCCUGGACAUAACAACUCCUGCAACGCCCAUAAUUGUUUUUGUGAUGUUAUUUGUUUGAGACUGCAUGACUGCUGCCCUGAUUUCAAGCCCACCUGCCUUAAAGUCAAUAACAGCACCAACACCACCACACCAAGCACCUUGCCAUUGACAGGGAAUUGUUCAGCAGAACCGGCUCUUUGCUGUCCCGGUUAUAACAUCAACUGUUUCAGAGGCUGUUUUUGCGAUGAAGCGUGUAAACAACACAACGACUGCUGCCCCGACUUCAAUGGCACAUGCUGGGCUGCAAAUACAACAACAGCCCAUCCUAGCACAACUCUAACAUCAGUGCCGUCCAAUCACACAGCUCAAAUGAACACAACUGCAAAUACAGUAAAUAGUGGAUCCACUCAUAUGAGGUCCACACAUGUGACCACACAGAGGAAUCUCACCACGCCAUUUAAUUUGACCACAACUAUGACCACUACGUCUACAACUCAAGUUCCCUUCACAUAUGGAAGCUGUGAAAAGGCGGGCAUGUGCUGCCCUGGACAUAACAACUCCUGCAACGCCCAUAAUUGUUUUUGUGAUGUUAUUUGUUUGAGACUGCAUGACUGCUGCCCUGAUUUCAAGCCCACCUGCCUUAAAGUCAAUAACAGCACCAACACCACCACACCAAGCACCUUGCCAUUGACAGGGAAUUGUUCAGCAGAACCGGCUCUUUGCUGUCCCGGUUAUAACAUCAACUGUUUCAGAGGCUGUUUUUGCGAUGAAGCGUGUAAACAACACAACGACUGCUGCCCCGACUUCAAUGGCACAUGCUGGGCUGCAAAUACAACAACAGCCCAUCCUAGCACAACUCUAACAUCAGUGCCGUCCAAUCACACAGCUCAAAUGAACACAACUGCAAAAACAGUAAAUAGUGGAUCCACUCAUAUGAGGUCCACACAUGUGACCACACAGAGGAAUCUCACCACAUCAUUUAAUUUGACCACAACUAUGACCACUACGUCUACAACUCAAGUUCCCUUCACAUAUGGAAGCUGUGAAAAGGCGGGCAUGUGCUGCCCUGGACAUAACAACUCCUGCAACGCCCAUAAUUGUUUUUGUGAUGUUAUUUGUUUGAGACUGCAUGACUGCUGCCCUGAUUUCAAGCCCACCUGCCUUAAAGUCAAUAACAGCACCAACACCACCACACCAAGCACCUUGCCAUUGACAGGGAAUUGUUCAGCAGAACCGGCUCUUUGCUGUCCCGGUUAUAACAUCAACUGUUUCAGAGGCUGUUUUUGCGAUGAAGCGUGUAAACAACACAACGACUGCUGCCCCGACUUCAAUGGCACAUGCUGGGCUGCAAAUACAACAACAGCCCAUCCUAGCACAACUCUAACAUCAGUGCCGUCCAAUCACACAGCUCAAAUGAACACAACUGCAAAUGCAGUAAAUAGUGGAUCCACGCAUAUGAGGUCCACACAUGUGACCACACAGAGGAAUCUCACCACACCAUUUAAUUUGACCACAACUAUGACCACUACGUCUACAACUCAAGUUCCCUUCACAUAUGGAAGCUGUGAAAAGGCGGGCAUGUGCUGCCCUGGACAUAACAACUCCUGCAACGCCCAUAAUUGUUUUUGUGAUGUUAUUUGUUUGAGACUGCAUGACUGCUGCCCUGAUUUCAAGCCCACCUGCCUUAAAGUCAAUAACAGCACCAACACCACCACACCAAGCACCUUGCCAUUGACAGGGAAUUGUUCAGCAGAACCGGCUCUUUGCUGUCCCGGUUAUAACAUCAACUGUUUCAGAGGCUGUUUUUGCGAUGAAGCGUGUAAACAACACAACGACUGCUGCCCCGACUUCAAUGGCACAUGCUGGGCUGCAAAUACAACAACAGCCCAUCCUAGCACAACUCUAACAUCAGUGCCGUCCAAUCACACAGCUCAAAUGAACACAACUGCAAAUACAGUAAAUAGUGGAUCCACUCAUAUGAGGUCCACACAUGUGACCACACAGAGGAAUCUCACCACGCCAUUUAAUUUGACCACAACUAUGACCACUACGUCUACAACUCAAGUUCCCUUCACAUAUGGAAGCUGUGAAAAGGCGGGCAUGUGCUGCCCUGGACAUAACAACUCCUGCAACGCCCAUAAUUGUUUUUGUGAUGUUAUUUGUUUGAGACUGCAUGACUGCUGCCCUGAUUUCAAGCCCACCUGCCUUAAAGUCAAUAACAGCACCAACACCACCACACCAAGCACCUUGCCAUUGACAGGGAAUUGUUCAGCAGAACCGGCUCUUUGCUGUCCCGGUUAUAACAUCAACUGUUUCAGAGGCUGUUUUUGCGAUGAAGCGUGUAAACAACACAACGACUGCUGCCCCGACUUCAAUGGCACAUGCUGGGCUGCAAAUACAACAACAGCCCAUCCUAGCACAACUCUAACAUCAGUGCCGUCCAAUCACACAGCUCAAAUGAACACAACUGCAAAAACAGUAAAUAGUGGAUCCACUCAUAUGAGGUCCACACAUGUGACCACACAGAGGAAUCUCACCACAUCAUUUAAUUUGACCACAACUAUGACCACUACGUCUACAACUCAAGUUCCCUUCACAUAUGGAAGCUGUGAAAAGGCGGGCAUGUGCUGCCCUGGACAUAACAACUCCUGCAACGCCCAUAAUUGUUUUUGUGAUGUUAUUUGUUUGAGACUGCAUGACUGCUGCCCUGAUUUCAAGCCCACCUGCCUUAAAGUCAAUAACAGCACCAACACCACCACACCAAGCACCUUGCCAUUGACAGGGAAUUGUUCAGCAGAACCGGCUCUUUGCUGUCCCGGUUAUAACAUCAACUGUUUCAGAGGCUGUUUUUGCGAUGAAGCGUGUAAACAACACAACGACUGCUGCCCCGACUUCAAUGGCACAUGCUGGGCUGCAAAUACAACAACAGCCCAUCCUAGCACAACUCUAACAUCAGUGCCGUCCAAUCACACAGCUCAAAUGAACACAACUGCAAAUACAGUAAAUAGUGGAUCCACUCAUAUGAGGUCCACACAUGUGACCACACAGAGGAAUCUCACCACGCCAUUUAAUUUGACCACAACUAUGACCACUACGUCUACAACUCAAGUUCCCUUCACAUAUGGAAGCUGUGAAAAGGCGGGCAUGUGCUGCCCUGGACAUAACAACUCCUGCAACGCCCAUAAUUGUUUUUGUGAUGUUAUUUGUUUGAGACUGCAUGACUGCUGCCCUGAUUUCAAGCCCACCUGCCUUAAAGUCAAUAACAGCACCAACACCACCACACCAAGCACCUUGCCAUUGACAGGGAAUUGUUCAGCAGAACCGGCUCUUUGCUGUCCCGGUUAUAACAUCAACUGUUUCAGAGGCUGUUUUUGCGAUGAAGCGUGUAAACAACACAACGACUGCUGCCCCGACUUCAAUGGCACAUGCUGGGCUGCAAAUACAACAACAGCCCAUCCUAGCACAACUCUAACAUCAGUGCCGUCCAAUCACACAGCUCAAAUGAACACAACUGCAAAUGCAGUAAAUAGUGGAUCCACUCAUAUGAGGUCCACACAUGUGACCACACAGAGGAAUCUCACCACACCAUUUAAUUUGACCACAACUAUGACCACUACGUCUACAACUCAAGUUUCCUUCACAUAUGGAAGCUGUGAAAAGGCGGGCAUGUGCUGCCCUGGACAUAACAACUCCUGCAAUGCCCAUAAUUGUUUUUGUGAUGUUAUUUGUUUGAGACUGCAUGACUGCUGCCCUGAUUUCAAGUCCACCUGCCUUAAAGUCAAUAACAGCACCAACACCACCACACCAAGCACCUUGCCAUUGACAGGGAAUUGUUCAGCAGAACCGGCUCUUUGCUGUCCCGGUUAUAACAUCAACUGUUUCAGAGGCUGUUUUUGCGAUGAAGCGUGUAAACAACACAACGACUGCUGCCCCGACUUCAAUGGCACAUGCUGGGCUGCAAAUACAACAACAGCCCAUCCUAGCACAACUCUAACAUCAGUGCCGUCCAAUCACACAGCUCAAAUGAACACAACUGCAAAUACAGAUGUUCUCUCAAUACUCACUAAUUUGGAAGUUGAAAUUUUGGCACCGGAGUCAUCCACAGAAAAAGAGCACAAGGCGGCACUGCUGCAGUUUGCUCAUUUGCUGGAGGAACUCCUAAGACAAAACAAUACUGACAACUUCUCUUUUGAGGUCUCAAGAGUUGCUGUUUAUGAGGAGCCAUGUGAUUGAGUCAGAAAUCAGCCAAUGCUUCAUUAAAAAUACAGUUUAAAAAUCACUGCAGGGCACUUUAAAUACUUAAAAAUGUAUUUAUGAUUAUGUUUAAAAAAGCAUAAUAAAUGUAUUUGUUAAAAGCAUUGCUUAUGUGCCAGAUACAAUGUAUGGUACCCUCUUCUGUUAAUGAUAAAUUGAAAUAUAUAA
Myxocyprinus asiaticus (Chinese sucker) is the source of this 6683-nucleotide messenger RNA. RefSeq names its product mucin-5AC-like. The transcript is spliced from 60 exons. The coding region runs from base 45 to 6494 and encodes 2149 amino acids. The record is from RefSeq and is a predicted model, not a curated record. Lineage: Eukaryota; Metazoa; Chordata; Actinopteri; Cypriniformes; Catostomidae.